This is a messenger RNA of Phalaenopsis equestris, 2246 nucleotides long. RefSeq names its product LEAF RUST 10 DISEASE-RESISTANCE LOCUS RECEPTOR-LIKE PROTEIN KINASE-like 2.1. Gene Ontology annotation, molecular function: protein kinase activity; polysaccharide binding; ATP binding. Bases 125 to 1975 code for a protein of 616 amino acids. The record is from RefSeq and is a predicted model, not a curated record. Lineage: Eukaryota; Viridiplantae; Streptophyta; Magnoliopsida; Asparagales; Orchidaceae. Gene Ontology annotation, biological process: protein phosphorylation. The transcript is spliced from 3 exons.
AUUGCUUUCACACGAGGACAUUGAAAAUUGGCAACCACCGACGCAGACGACCAAGUCGACCUUCUCCUCCUUGCUAUAUUUCUCCAGUCUCGUUGGAAAGAUACGCCCUACGGUAUUUGCCAAAAUGCUUCGAAGACGGUGGUGUCCAUCGCCACUGUGUCUCCUCCUUCUGCACCCCCUUCUGCUUUCUACCUCGGCUUCUUUGCCCAGCAAUCUGCACUUCGUUAACUGCUCUGAAUAUUUAAACUGCGGAAGCCUUAAGGGCCUUAACGUUACCUAUCCCUUUCGCCUGUCCCUAAGCCCGAGUUACUGCGGCUACCCUGGAUACGAGCUUAACUGCAACCCGGAUGACGAAGCCGCCCCGCUCACCAUCAAAAUCGGUGGAGAGGAUUAUGCUGUACAGAAUAUCUAUUAUGAGCAGAAGACUGUCACAGUCGUCGAUUCGAACUUCAUGAGAACCGAAUGCCCUAUAAGCUUUACCAACACCAGCAUUAACUCAACCCUUUUCAAUUACACCAGUCUCGACCACAACCUCACAGUUUAUAUAAAUUGCAGUUUCCCGACGAUGCCGCCCGGCUUAUUAGAAAUCUCAUGCCUGAACGAGGCCUAUUCGCCUACAAAGUCGUACUAUAAAGUGGGAAAUGGGCCUUCGACCUUUUCAGAAAAUUUGUUUGGCAGCUGUGACAAGACGGCGGCUGUGGCGGUUCAUAACAACCAGACGUUCGGUGGGGCGUUAAAAGAGGGGUUCGGAUUAACUUGGAGCAACGUUAUGGAUUGGUGUCAGAAUUGUAAGGAAUCCGGAGGGAUGUGCGGUUACAAUGAGAGUCGGCCAGGAGAUCAUUUGUGCUUUUGCUCUGAAACUAACUACCUUGAUUCCUGUUUUCACUCUGGCAAUAAACAUGUCACCUGGAAAGUCAUAAUAGGUUUGAGCGCCUCUUUGAUAUGCCUGCUAUUGCUUUGCAUACCUCUGUACUUCUACAUUAUCCAAAGCAACAGAUUAAACACCUUUAUCUUCUGGAAGAUGAACAACAUAGCUCAAACAAUUGAAACCUUUCUUGUUUCAUAUGAAUAUCUUGGCCCUAAAAGAUACAAAUAUUCAGCCGUGAAGAAGAUAACCAAAUCUUUCUCUGAGAAGUUAGGCCAAGGUGGCUAUGGUGCCGUCUUCAAAGGCAAAUUUCCUGACGGUCGUUCGGUUGCCGUAAAGCUCCUGAGUGGAACGAAAGGCAACGGCGAUGAAUUUGUUAACGAGGUGGCCAGCAUCGGCAGGACUUCUCAUGUUAAUGUUGUAAGUCUCUUAGGCUUCUGUUCUGAAGGCUCUAAACGAGCUCUUAUCUAUGAGUUCAUGCCCAACGGCUCACUUGCUGAUAAUUUAAAAUCCACUCUCGGUUGGGAUAAACUGUACCAAAUAGCCGUUGGCAUAGCUCGCGGACUCGAGUACCUACAUCGUGGUUGCAGUACUCGCAUCGUACAUUUCGACAUCAAACCGCACAACAUACUGCUUGAUCAAGAUUUCUGUCCGAAGAUUUCUGAUUUUGGUCUUGCGCAGCUAUGUCUGAGAAAAGAUAGCAUGUUUUCUGCUAUAGAGAUGAGAGGAACGAUAGGAUAUAUUGCUCCGGAGUUGUUCUCCAGAAACUUUGGAGUAGUGUCGAGCAAGUCGGAUGUUUACAGCUAUGGGAUGAUGAUUUUGGAAAUGGUGGGAGUGAGAAGUAACAGAUCACAGAGCUGUAAUGAGAGUGAUAGUGGAUACUAUUUUCCGCAUUGGAUUUAUGAGAAUUUUCAUCAGAUUGGGAGAAUGGAAGGUCUGGAUGUAACUGCUGAGACGGUGGAGAUAGCGAAGAAGAUGAGCUUGGUGGGGCUUUGGUGCAUCCAGACGAAGCCUGGGAGUCGACCAACAAUGAGCAAGGUGGUUGAUAUGCUGCAGAGCAGCAUUGAUCAAUUGGAAUUACCACCAAAGCCUUACUUUGCUUCUCCUUAGUGUCAUUUUGUAGGUGGCAUUGUAACUGCUUUGUGUACAUCAUUGAAUUGUGUCCCAAAAAACUGUUGAUUCCUAAAAAAAUAAUCACAGGAAUAGAUGUUAUGUAGGGGAAGCAAUUUUGCAGGAAUCUCAAUAAUAUUUGCAUUAGUCCAAUCACAGAAAAUAUUCCGCUGCAAUAAAGAAGGUGUGUAAUAACUCUCUUUCUUGUAGUCUUUCAAGAUACUGUAAGAAAAAUAAUAUAUAUGAUCAAACAACAAAGUAAUGAGACAUU